AUGUUUUGUCGUCUAUAUCUCAUAUGUUAUAUUAUUUUGAUAACGAUCAAUGUCAUUUUGACAGAUAUUUAUUUACAUAAUCCAAGAGGUAGUAAUAAUCGACAUAAUGAAAAAACUCGAGAACGUCAAAAUGAAAAUUUGACAAAUCAACAUUCAUGUAACGAUGUCAAUGCUGAUUGUUCAAUUUUAUUUCAAUAUACAUGUGGUGAUACACUUCGAGAUGGAAAAUCAACAACAACAAUACCUCUAUCAGUUGAGGGAGAAAAUGAUUCAACAUAUCGAUUAACAGAAGACUUAACAUCAUAUUUAAACUGUCGUGUACGAAGUCGAAAUAAAAAUUUAUUUACUGCUAAUCAAGGUCUUCGGGGUGAUUCAUCAAUUUAUACACGACAGAAUCCUGCUGGUACAAGAUAUGGUUAUGAAUGUCCAGAAGAACGUGAUUAUUAUCCAUAUUGGCAACCAACUAAUUGGAUCGAUAUUGCUAUCUUAACAAAUCGACAAGAUUUAUGUACUUACUAUCGUCAAAAUAGUCAAAAUGUUCAAUCACGUUUUGCAUGUACAUUUGCCACAAAAGCUGAUUUAAUUAAAGCAAAUGACCUUAAAAUUAUUUUACCUAAUAAUAAAGAAGCAUGCGAAGCAUUUAAUAAUCCAGGUUUAAAUGGUAUAAAACCUCGUUGGAUUGAAUUUCCAAGUCAUAAUCAACCACCACCAGAAUGUUAUUCACCACCAUAUACAAGAGAAAAUCAUCUUGGUGAUGUUUAUGGUUCAGAUAUGCCUGUAUUUAAUUGGACAUUACCAAAUAUAAGUGCGAACAAAUGUAUUUUACGUGUUCGAUAUAAUAUAUCAACUGGUGAUUAUGAUGGUUGGAAUAUAAAUUCAUCAAGUAAUAAUGGUAAUCUUUAUAUAAUGAAAGAUUUUUUUCCUGAUGAAUUAACUGCUGAAAGACGAGGUUAUCGUUAUCAAACAAAUCCUGAAAUUAAAUUAUUUGAUGAUAUAGAUUUAACACUUCAACUUGCUGUAAAUACAGCACAAUAUGGACGAGUAUUUCAAGACAGAUCGUUCACAUUCGAAAUUCGACAACGUCCAACUGAAUUUCAAGAUAAACCUAUUUAUAAUCUAAAUGUAAGAGGUAGACGUGGAAAUAUUGUUCAAGUAUAUCCAGCUGUUGAAUAUGAUUUCGUACCAAAUCGAUUAGAAAUUCCAUCGAAUUCAUAUGUUCAUAUUCAAUGGAUUGGUUCAAAUACUACUCCAGAUGGUGACGGACAAGGAAAUCAACAAAUUGAUCGAAAUAAUUUAUUACUUCUAACUAAUAGAAUGAUUAAUUCGGAUUGGAAUCAAUUUGAAUAUUUGAAUUCUACUGGUUUAUUAAUUGCUAAUAUGCCUGCAUUAUUAAAUCAAACAAAUUUUCUUAAUUUACCUUUGAAUGAUCGUCGACAAUUAGCUGCUUCAGGACAAAAUACUGAUCCUUUAUUGUACAACGCUUCGGCAUAUUUUGAUCUUGGAGCACGUUUAAUAUCUGCUGAAUCAGCUGGUGUUUAUCAUUAUGUAUCAACUCGUAAUAAUGAUUUUUCAAAUCGAGACCAAAAAGGUCGAAUUAUUGUACAACCAUUUCAAUAUAAAUAUCAACUUAUUGGACAAAAUAGUCAUACAAUGAAAUUAGAAAAUGCUAUGUUAACAUUUCCUGAGAAAAGCACUAAUACAACGAUUUCAGUAAAAUUUUCUCAAUUUACUCGUGAUCAACUUGCAAAAAUUCUUCCAAAGAAUGGACAAAACAUAGUUGCCAAAGAAACACUUUUUGAUAAUGUCUAUGUUAUUGAACCACAUGAACAUCGUUUUUCUUCUAAUAUUGAAUUUGGAAUACCAUUUCAAGAAUUUAAUAAUAAUGAAAAAAAUGUUGAUGUUCUGCAAUUUGAACCUCGAAAUGGUGUCUAUUUAAAAUUACCUACGACACUUGAUACAAAUAAUCGUAUGCUUAAAUUUCAAUCAGAUACAGCUGGCGUAUUUGUAUUUGUUGAAAGACCAUUAACUCCAAUAUGGAUUGCUGGUAUAGUUAUACCUAUUAUAUUAGUAAUUAUUAUUGUUAUUUCAACAAUAGUCUAUUUUAAAUUAAGUCCAAAUAGGUAUACAGAAGUUAAAGAUGAAUUAUCAAAGACAAAACGUUCGUUUUUAUCACGUGUUUAA
Molecule: messenger RNA, 2181 nt
Organism: Rotaria sp. Silwood1
Lineage: Eukaryota; Metazoa; Rotifera; Eurotatoria; Philodinida; Philodinidae
Source: the annotation of a GenBank genome assembly